Opisthorchis viverrini is the source of this 4162-nucleotide messenger RNA. RefSeq lists its product as hypothetical. The record is from RefSeq and is a predicted model, not a curated record. Gene Ontology annotation, biological process: isoleucyl-tRNA aminoacylation. The transcript has 23 exons. NCBI's taxonomy places the organism in Eukaryota, Metazoa, Platyhelminthes, Trematoda, Opisthorchiida, Opisthorchiidae. Bases 1 to 4068 code for a protein of 1355 amino acids. Gene Ontology annotation, molecular function: aminoacyl-tRNA deacylase activity; isoleucine-tRNA ligase activity; ATP binding.
AUGUCGGAAGUCUCACAACUCCCUGCUUCCGUAAAUUUCCCCGAGGAAGAAGUCGUAAUACUUGAAUAUUGGGAAAAGCAGAAAAUAUUUCAAACAUGCUUGAAACAGUCGUCCAAUCGGCCGCGCUACACGUUUUAUGAUGGACCGCCCUUUGCAACUGGUCUCCCCCAUUACGGACAUCUCUUGGCUGGUACCAUUAAAGAUAUCAUUCCACGAUACGCCCAUCAAUCUGGUUUCCAUGUUGACCGUCGAUUUGGGUGGGAUUGUCAUGGCUUGCCUGUUGAAUAUGAAGUUGACAAGGAGUAUGGAAUAACCGGACCUGAUGAUGUCGCUAAAAUGGGUAUCAAAGCGUACAACGAUAAGUGCAGAGCAAUCGUCAUGAAGUACAGUGAACAAUGGGAGCACGUGACAAGGCGGCUUGGACGUUGGAUAGAUUUUGAAAAUGAUUAUCGAACAAUGUAUCCAUGGUUUAUGGAGUCCGUCUGGUGGGUUUUCAAGCAACUCUUUGACAAGGGCCUUGUGUAUCGCGGUGUGAAAGUAAUGCCCUUCUCCACUGCCUGCGCAACCCCGCUAUCUAACUUCGAAGCUGGCCAGAACUAUCGUGAUGUGCAGGACCCUGCAAGUAAAAUUCGAACACGCCUAUUUGAUACCUACAGUCAUUAUGAUCAUCCUGACGUGGAACUGGUUGCAUGGACAACUACUCCUUGGACUUUAGUGAGCAAUCUUGCUCUUUGUGUGCAUCCAGAUAAGGAAUAUGUGAAACUUUAUGACAAGCAGCUGAAGCGCACAUUCAUUUUGAUGAAUGCUCGUCUCCCCAUACUGUAUCGGGAUACGGGAUAUGAAAUCAUUGAAACCUUCCUUGGCAAAGAACUUGAAGGACUGAAGUAUAAGCCUAUCUUCGACUAUUUUGUUCACCUGAAACAGGAACGAAACGCUUUCCGAGUGCUCUGUGACACUUAUGUUACAGAAGAUGUGGGUACUGGCGUCGUCCACCAGGCUCCUUAUUUUGGUGAGGAUGAUUAUCGUGUGUGCACAGCUCAUGGAAUUAUAUGGAAAGACGCCUCCAUCGUGUGCCCAGUCGACGCGACAGGUUGUUUCACAGCUGAGAUCAGUGACUUCGCUGGCAUGUACGUAAAAGAAGCUGACAAACUAAUUUGUCAGAAUCUGAAGAAACGCGGCCGAAUGGUACAUCAGAGCACAGUGAACCACAGUUAUCCGUUCUGUUGGAGGUCCGACACACCUCUGAUCUACAAGGCUGUACCCACAUGGUUCAUUCGUGUCGAGUGUCUAAUAGACAAACUUUUGGAAAACAAUGACAAAUGUCAUUGGGUGCCAAACUUUGUGCGUGAGGGUCGUUUCGCCAAUUGGCUACGCGAUGCGAGAGACUGGGCGGUAUCACGAAAUCGUUUCUGGGGCACGCCAGUCCCGCUCUGGGUGAGCGAAGAUUUGGAGGAAGUUGUUUGCAUUGGCUCCAUUGAUGAGUUGGCUAAAUUGUCCGGUGUUACGGUGACCGAUCUGCACCGGGAAAACAUCGAUCACCUAACCAUUCCUUCCCGUACGGGACGUGGUGUACUGCGCCGCGUUUCUGAAGUGUUCGACUGUUGGUUCGAAUCUGGAUCGAUGCCUUAUGCCCAAAUCCACUAUCCCUUUGAAAACGCCAAAGAAUUUGCGGAACGCUUCCCAGCCGACUUCAUCGCCGAGGGCAUUGAUCAAACUCGUGGUUGGUUCUAUACCUUACUGGUCUUGUCUACGGCUCUGUUCGACAAACCGCCGUUCAAACACCUCAUUGUUAAUGGUAUUGUUUUAGCAUCUGAUGGCCAGAAGAUGAGCAAGCGUUUGAAAAACUAUCCAGAUCCUCUAGAUGUCAUUCAACGACACGGUGCGGAUGCUUUGCGGCUCUACUUGAUCAACUCUCCUGUGGUCCGUGCACAAAAUCUCCGUUUCUUCGAAUCCGGAGUGCAUGACGUUGUCAAAGAUGUGUUCUUACCUUGGUACAAUGCCUUCCGUUUCCUGAUCGAAUCUUCCAUCGUGCCAUACGAACGCAGCACAGGACAAGCGUUCACCGUGACUCCGGACUCAGUUCCUCAAACAGAUAACUUUAUGGAUCGAUGGAUUCUGUCCUUCACGCAAAGCUUGAUUCUGUUUGUACAUGCGGAACUUGCAGAAUACAGACUUUAUACGGUCGUCCCACGGCUGGUGAAAUUCAUCGAUCACCUAGUUAAUUGGUAUGUUCGGAUGAAUCGGCGACGUUUGAAGGGUGAUGCAGCGAAGAACGAAGAUGACUGGCGUGCCGCUUUGCAUACCUUGAUUCACGUCCUAUUCCAAAUGAUUUGUCUGCUCGCUCCGUUCACUCCCUUCAUUACGGAAUUCCUGUAUCAGCGCUUACGGUCACGGAUUGACUUCAAGGAGAACCUUAAAGAUCACGCUGGUCUUCCCAUUGGCUAUUGUCGUCAGACCGGAGCCCCAGAGUCAGUUCAUUUCCUUCCCGUUCCGCAAGCGAACAAGGCGCUGAUCUUCACUGACAUCGAGGAGACAGUUGCCUGGAUGCAAGCCACAGUGGAAUUGGGCCGUAUCAUCCGGACGCGUGUCAAUUUACCACUGAAGGCUCCACUACACGAAGCCAUAGUUAUCCAGUCUGACCCGAUCGUACGUAAACAGAUUGAGUCGGCGAAAGCCUACAUUGUCGAGCGAGGGGCGCGUGAUUCGUUCCAUGAAAACUUGCUUUAUCUCGUUUCAGAUCACGCUGGUCUUCCCAUUGGCUAUUGUCGUCAGACCGGAGCCCCAGAGUCAGUUCAUUUCCUUCCCGUUCCGCAAGCGAACAAGGCGUUGAUCUUCACUGACAUCGAGGAGACAGUUGCCUGGAUGCAAGCCACAGUGGAAUUGGGCCGUAUCAUCCGGACGCGUGUCAAUUUACCACUGAAGGCUCCACUACACGAAGCCAUAGUUAUCCAGUCUGACCCGAUCGUACGUAAACAGAUUGAGUCGGCGAAAGCCUACAUUGUCGAGGAACUGAACGUCCGUAUUCUGACCGUCACUGAUGAUAAAGAACGCUAUGGUGUGCAGUUACGUGGCGUACUGAAUCACCGGGUUCUCGGAUCGCGUUUGAAACAAGACUACAAAAGUGUAGUGGAGACGGUCAAAAACAUGCCUUCAUCAGAACUGGAAAAGUUUGUUCAGACCGGUUCGAUCACAGUUUGUGGUCACGUGCUCAGUGAAGAUGAGUUGUCUGUGGUCUACACCACCAGUGGAGGCGGAGUCGCCGAAGGUGAGAAGAAAGGCAAGGUUGCGGCGAAAACAGAACAAGUGAAAGCAGGUCCUGCAGUCACGCAACAUUACGAGACGGCCUCGGAUGCCCGUGGGUUGCUUGUCAUUCUGGAUACAACUGCUGACCCGGAAUUGGAAGAGGAAAGGUUAGCCAGGGAACUGGUAAAUCGUAUCCAGCGCACGCGGAAGAAGGCCCAGCUGGUUCCAGAAAACCCCAUUGUCAUCGUUGUGUCUACUGACUCCACAGUGUUACAGCGUGUUGCAUCUCCAACAAGCAAGCUUAUGCCCUUAAUCCAAUCCACUAUCAAACAACCCAUUACGGUUACCCCUACCCGAAUUUGUCCGACUGGUGAUCAGGAACUUUCCGUAUUUGGGUGGGCUGCCCUUCCGUCGGGAUGGACGCUUGGCGCAGAGAUUAUCCGUGAAACUGUGUCAAUUCCACCGGAUGACUUCGAGUUGGUACUAUUCUCUCGUACCGAUGGUUCUUCCGGUUCGUCGAAGACAGCCCCUGCGAUCCCUGUUUUAUCACACCCGCAUGGUGCCGCGGACGCUCAUGUGGAUGUCAUCCAUAGGUUGACGGGCAAAAAGUGUUCAGUUAUGCUGUCCGAUUCACAGUCAAACCUUUUGGUCACAGAUAGUGACGAUCUUCUCCGUAAGAUUCGAUGUGUUUUCGGUUGGCCCACCAGUUCCAACUUGCGGUUAUUCAAGUCCACCAGUGAACAACUAGAACACAUUUCUCCCAGGCACCUGUUAAGCCUGAAUGGGAAGACGCUGUAUGCAGGCGUUUUGAUUCCCAGUUCUUAGACUGUUUGUUUGUUUUCGUGGUUUCCUUUACUACGGCUUUCCUCCCCGUUCACCUCACCCCCUUCACUUCCAUGGAAAAAGUCGUCCUUUCGGC